Molecule: messenger RNA, 867 nt
Organism: Aspergillus welwitschiae
Lineage: Eukaryota; Fungi; Ascomycota; Eurotiomycetes; Eurotiales; Aspergillaceae
Product: oxidoreductase, 2OG-Fe(II) oxygenase family
Exons: 2
Coding region: 1-867 (288 amino acids)
Biological process (GO): peptidyl-proline hydroxylation to 4-hydroxy-L-proline
Cellular component (GO): endoplasmic reticulum
Molecular function (GO): iron ion binding; procollagen-proline 4-dioxygenase activity; L-ascorbic acid binding
Source: RefSeq, a predicted model, not a curated record
AUGCCCAAACUCUCCCUCUCCACCCUCCUCACCUCCCUCUUCUACCUCCUUCCACUCUACCUCUUCGUCGUCGCCCCCCUCCUCCGCCAACUCUUCCCAGUAACACAGGACAUCUUCGACCCAGACACGGACGCAACAACAGAAAGCGACAUUUCACUGGACCCGGAGAUCCUCAGCCUCCCGGACGGAAUCAUCCCAACAUGUCCCGAAGACACCUACCGAGUCCACCUCCUCUCCAAGGACCCGCUAAUCAUCUACAUUGAAGAUUUCCUCUCCACUGCAGAAGCCGAUCACCUAGUAAAGAUAAGUGAACCAAACUACUCCCCCUCAAUAAUCUACAACGGCCAAACCACCAAAGUCGACCCCUCGACCCGACUCUCCGACCGCGCCCUCCUCCCCCGCGACAACACCGUCCGCUGCCUCGAAUCCCGCGCCGCCGCCUUCCAAGGCUGGAAACCACACCUCUACAUCGAGCGCAUGUGGGCCCAACGCUACAACGUCUCCGGCCACUACAAACACCACUUCGACUGGGCGGGUUCCGUCGCCCGCGGCGGUGACAGACUCAGCACAUUCAUGGUAUACCUAGGAGAUGAGUGCGAAGGCGGGGGCACGAAUUUCCCACGUCUGAAGAUGCCGCGCGGAGACCAAUGGUGUCGGUUCCUGGACUGCGAGAUGGCUCAGAAUGAGAAUGUGUCUGGGAUCACCUUCAAGCCUAUCAAGGGGAAUGCCAUCUUUUGGGAGAACUUGAGGUCUGAUGGAACGGGUUAUCCGGAGACAUGGCAUGCUGCAUUCCCGGUCACUCAGGGGAUGAAGGUUGGGUUGAAUAUUUGGAGUUGGUAUCAGCCGCCGUCUAGGGGGAGGAGGUAA